AUGAGCACUGACCGAGGUGCUGAAGGACAGUCCGAGGCAUUCUGCUACCAGGUGAAUGGGUCUUGUCCCAGGACUAUCCAUCCUCCGGGCAUCCAGUUGGCCAUCUACCUGGCCUGUGCAAUAGGCAUGCUGGUCACGGUGCUAGGGAAUCUGUUUGUGGUGUUUGCUGUGUCCUACUUCAAAGCACUUCACACUCCCACCAACUUUUUGCUGCUGUCCCUGGCCCUGGCCGACAUGUUUCUGGGUCUGCUGGUGCUGCCUCUCAGCACUGUUCGCUCCGUGGAGAGCUGCUGGUUCUUCGGGGACUUCCUCUGCCGCCUGCAUACCUAUUUGGACACCCUCUUCUGCCUCACCUCCAUCUUCCACCUGUGCUUCAUUUCCAUUGACCGCCAUUGUGCCAUCUGUGACCCCCUACUUUACCCUACCAAGUUCACUGUCAGGGUGGCCUUCAGGUACAUCCUGGCAGGGUGGGGGGUGCCAGCAGCUUAUACUGCCAUCCUCCUCUACACGGACGUGGUAGAGAAAGGGCUCAGUCAGUGGCUUGAAGAGAUGCCAUGUGUGGGUAGUUGCCAACUGCUGUUUAAUAAGUUCUGGGGCUGGUUAAACUUCCCUGUGUUCUUUUUCCCCUGUCUCAUCAUGAUCAGCUUGUACGUGAAGAUCUUUGUGGUUGCUACCAGGCAGGCUCAACAGAUCAACGCCAUGAGCAAGAGCCUGGCUGGGGCUGCCAAGCGGGAGAGAAAAGCUGCCAAGACCCUGGGCAUCGCUGUGGGCAUUUACCUCCUGUGCUGGCUACCCUUCACCAUAGACACGCUGGUUGACAGCUUACUUAAUUUCAUCACUCCCCCGCUGGUCUUUGACAUUUUUAUCUGGUUUGCUUACUUCAACUCAGCCUGCAACCCCAUCAUUUAUGUCUUUUCCUACCGGUGGUUCCGGAAGGCACUAAAGCUCAUUUGCAGUCGGGAGAUCUUCUCACCUCGAACACCUACUGUUGAUUUGUACCAAGAGUGA
Molecule: messenger RNA, 1008 nt
Organism: Echinops telfairi (small Madagascar hedgehog)
Lineage: Eukaryota; Metazoa; Chordata; Mammalia; Afrosoricida; Tenrecidae
Gene: TAAR5
Product: trace amine associated receptor 5
Exons: 1
Coding region: 1-1008 (335 amino acids)
Biological process (GO): cell surface receptor signaling pathway; G protein-coupled receptor signaling pathway
Cellular component (GO): membrane
Molecular function (GO): trace-amine receptor activity
Source: RefSeq, a predicted model, not a curated record